Endocarpon pusillum Z07020 is the source of this 837-nucleotide messenger RNA. RefSeq lists its product as uncharacterized. NCBI's taxonomy places the organism in Eukaryota, Fungi, Ascomycota, Eurotiomycetes, Verrucariales, Verrucariaceae. Gene Ontology annotation, molecular function: lyase activity. Bases 1 to 837 code for a protein of 278 amino acids. The transcript has 3 exons. The record is from RefSeq and is a predicted model, not a curated record.
AUGUCGAUCGGCAACAAGUCCUUCAUACAGGCUCCAGCGCCUUGGACCUGCAAAUGCGAAGUGUAUUGGAUGAUGUUCAGUGGUGGUGAGACGCUACCGGACAACGUCUAUGCGCCUUUGGAAGCCCAAUCCGCUUCCUUCUCGCAUCUUCAGGAAGCAGGAAGAUUUAGAGGAGGGGUGGGGAUGAUUCAGAUAGUACGAUACUCAGACACGCCAGUAGGGAGUUACGAUGAGUUAGUGCUUCUUCCAGGCUCCUUCGACCUGCCUGGCUCUACCAAGAAGUAUAGUCGGAUCACGAGGAUCUAUGUCAGUCAAAAAGAGACCUGCUACAAUGGUCGGAAGAACUGGGGGAUCCCUAAACACCUGGCGCGGUUUUCUUUCUCGCGUCAGUCCGGACCUACCGCGACUACGGGAUCGUUGAAGGUUGAGGUAUUCCCACCUACCGAAUCUGCAACGAUACCGUUCCUCGUGGUGCAACUGAAAUCGAUUCGCUGGGUGCCCUCAAUGCCCUUCUCCACAAAGAUCAUGCCGUACGUGGGCCUCGACGCUCAUCUGGUGCAACCACCGGUGCCGGCAAGUGAGCAAGCUGGCGAGGAGGAGCUGACUAGUAGCAACGGUUGGCUCAAGACUCUCACUUAUUUAUACAGCCCAAAUUCCAGCCUUGUUUGGGUUGACGUGCAACAGCCAGCGGGCAAGGGGGAUCCAUCACACGAUAUCGGGACUACUCAGGGGUGGUGGCCAGCGAUCAAGCCUUGGACCAUCGGUUUAUGGUUGAGAGAUGCCACAUUGGUAGUCGAGACACCGGAGAAGAUAACGGUGAACUCACCGGACAGAUGA